GAUUUUGGGUUAAUAUUAAUAUUUCAAAUAUGAAUUCAAAUGGGAAAACACGCAGGAAUUACAAGGAACUAAACCAUAGGAUAUAGAUAAAACUACUUGACUAAUUAGGACUGCAUGAAAUGAACUGCUCGAACUACACGAAUGAACUUUGUAAUGAAUUAUGUAAUGAACUAUGGGACAAACGAAUAUACAGUUGCAAACAGACCGACGAUUAAGGUGCACUCUUUUCAUUCUCAUCAAAUUUACACAAGUUAAUAUCACAGUCCAGUACUUUAGUGAAUAUAUUUCACAUUUUUGGUCCUUCGAGCCGGAUACGUGAUUUAGUGAGUGUAAAUUCGUUCAUUCCGCAUCAAGAGUGAACAACGGUUUUUACGGCUUCAAGAGUGCAAGUCAUUACGUGACAUUCCCGCCAUCGCAUUUCGCCCCGCAUCAAGGGCAACGGUCGUUUUCGCGCCAUCAUUCGAAUUUCGCGCCAUCGUGUUUGUGUGUGAUAUCUGAGUUCCGGAAAAUGGAAAAAAUGGAAAAGAAAAUCAAGCCAGUGCAGCUGAAGAAGAGGAUCGCCGUGGAAAAUAUAAAGUCGCUGGAACGGUUCCAGGCAGAAUACUCUACCGAUGAUGCCAAGCAGAUUCCAGAGGCGUUAGAGGAUUUGGAGAAGCAUAAAGAAGGGUUCUUCGCCGCGGUUUCCAAACUGGAAGAGCUCGACGACAGUGACACAAUGAUCGAAGCUUGCAUCAUGGAAAGGAUCGACAUCGAGGAACGCUGCCGCAAGCUGAAAUCUUUUCUUCGAGAGCAUCAACCGAAGGAAGAAGGUUCCCUUAACGAGACGACAGGUUUGGCAUCAUCUACGCUUGCGUUUGGUCGACCUCACGCGCCAAACCUACGCCUGCCAAAAAUUGAGCUGCCAACGUUCGAUGGAGACCACACAAAAUGGCUCUCGUUCCGUGAUCGGUUUAUAGCCAUGAUCGACGCUUCUGCCGAGCUACCGUCUAUCGCCAAACUGCAAUACCUGCUUUCUUCGCUCAAGGGGGAUGCAGCAUUACCCUUCGAACACACACCUCUAACGGCAGACAAUUAUUCAGUGACGUGGGCAGCACUUUUAAAACGGUACGAUAAUUCUCGUCUGCUAAUACGUGAGUAUUAUCGUAAAUUGCACUAUCUUCCCGGAGUGCAAUCGGUGUGCGUGGAUAAGCUAACCCACUUGGUGGAUGAAUUCACCCGUUUCGUCAACGGACUGGUGAAGCUCAAGGAACCGGUUGAUUCAUGGGACACACCACUAUCGAACAUGCUGCUUAUGAAACUGGAUCGUGAAACGCUAUUGGCUUGGGAAAAACACUCCGUACACUUCACCAAGGAUGCAUACAAGGAUGUAAUUGCGUUCGUGCAAGAUCGAAUCCAGAUCCUCAAAUCGACCAACAAUUUUGUGAGUGAGCAGAGCGCUAGUGGAACUAAGGUGGCCGGCAUUCAUCGUCACGCAGUGCAACGGAGGUUCGUCGCAAAUGCAGCUGCAUCGUGCCCUACUCCUGCUGUUUCAUCUGGUUCGAUUCAGCAGCCCAAGUGUCCAUUAGAGUGCGCAGAAGCUCACCCAUUACGCAGCUGUCCAGUUUUUAUCGGCAAGGAGGUUCAGCACCGCCGGGACGUCGUCUCAUCGAAGCGGUUGUGCUGGAACUGUCUAAGCAGCACACAUCAAGUCAGAGCGUGCAAAUCUGACUAUUCGUGUCGUACGUGUCGUGAACGCCAUCACACUCUCCUGCAUCACACGCCACCUAGAACGGUCACAAUGGCAGCACAUUCCGACGACGACAAAGUGUUUUUGGAAACAGCAAACGUCCAGGUCAAGGACGAUUACGGCAAUCUCUUCGAGGCAAGGGCCUUACUCGACUCCGGUUCCAUGUCGAAUUUCAUAUCCGAUGAAUUCGCUCGGAAAUUGUUGACUAGUCGCAACAAGGUUAACGUCGCUGUAUCGGGCAUUGGAAAUGCAGUACAGCAAGUGAAGGGUUCGAUCGUCGCAACGGUGCAGUCGAAAACUCAAUCCUUUGCUACGGAGAUGGCUUUUCUGGUGUUGGAAACGCCAUCAGCUCACAUUCCCACUUCACCUACGGACAUCUCAUCGUGGAAAAUGCCGGACGUGGCAUUAGCUGACACCAACUUUAAUUUGCCUGGGCAUAUCGACAUCGUCAUCGGAGGCGAUACUUUCUGGGAGCUUCACACCGGUCGCAAGCGCUCUAUUGGCAGAGGCAAACCGUGGCUGGUGGAGACGCACUUCGGCUGGGUGGUAUCCGGCAACACACAGCACUCAUCAACUGGCCCGCGGGUGUGCCAUCUCGCAACACACGACAUCCCCUUGGAGGAAAUUAUGCAGCGCUUUUGGGAAAGCGAAACCAUAGCCGAGGAUCCUGUGCUAUCGGUCGAAGAGGAUGCCUGCGAAAAACACUACUCAUCGACAACCGUUCGCAAUUCAGCGGGAAGGUAUGUUGUUAGUUUCCCUUUUAAUCCUAAUCCAAAUGUCGUUUUAGGGGAAUCUAAAGCAACAGCCGAUCGUAGACUCCGUUGUAUGGAACGCCGUUUGGUGAAUAAUCCUACAAUGAGAGACGAAUAUGUAAAAUUCAUGCGGCAAUACGAACAUUUGGGUCACAUGAAGAGGCUUACUGGUCCGGUAGACGAUUCGACUCAACAUUAUUACCUUCCUCAUCAUGCCGUGGUAAAGAGUCGAGCACAACAACGAAGGUUCGGGUUGUUUUUGACGCGUCGUGCAAGACGUCCAGUGGCUAUUCGUUGA
Anopheles arabiensis is the source of this 2776-nucleotide messenger RNA. RefSeq lists its product as uncharacterized. The transcript has a single exon. The coding region runs from base 509 to 2776 and encodes 755 amino acids. NCBI's taxonomy places the organism in Eukaryota, Metazoa, Arthropoda, Insecta, Diptera, Culicidae. The record is from RefSeq and is a predicted model, not a curated record.